AUGAAGAGACUAGCAGCUCGCUGCUUUGCUGGCUUGUUAAUUUUAUCCCCACUAACUGUGAUUUCCGAUAGCCGGCCUGCUGAUAGUGGUAAGGCAAUUGAAGACGGUAAUUUGGAAGAAAUGGAAGAGGAGGUCCGUCUUAAAAAACGGAAGAGACGAAGAAAUGUGGAUAAAGAUUCUGGGAAGGAGGAUGGAGAGAAAGCAAAGAAAAGAAGAGGCAGACCUCCUGCAGAGAAACUGUCACCCAACCCACCCAAACUGACAAAACAAAUGAAUGCUAUCAUUGAUACUGUCAUAAACUACAAGGACAGUUCCGGACGGCAGCUGAGUGAAGUCUUCAUUCAGCUCCCAUCUAGGAAAGAGUUACCAGAGUAUUACGAAUUGAUUAGGAAGCCAGUGGACUUCAAAAAGAUAAAGGAAAGGAUUCGCAACCAUAAGUAUCGGAGUCUUGGGGAUUUGGAGAAAGAUGUCAUGUUGCUGUGUCACAAUGCUCAGACAUUCAAUUUGGAGGGAUCACAGAUCUAUGAGGAUUCCAUUGUUCUUCAGUCUGUGUUCAAAAGUGCACGACAGAAGAUUGCCAAGGAGGAGGAGAGCGAGGAUGAAAGCAAUGAUGAUGAAGAUGAGGAAGAAGAGGAGGAAUCAGAGUCAGAAUCAAAAUCGGUGAAAGUCAAAAUCAAGCUAAGCAAGAAGGAUGAAAAAAGUCGGGAGAAAGGAAAAGGCAAGAAGAGGCAGAGCCGAACAAAAGCCAAGCCUGUCGUGAGUGAUGAUGAUAGUGAUGAGGAUCAAGAUGAAAAUGACCAGUCGGAAGCAAGCGGAAGUGAUGAUGAGUGAUCCAUAGGGUUUAUUUUCUUGGCAGAACUGACCCUUUUCCCUUCUCUUCUCCCUUCUCCUAUUUUACACCCAGUGAAUUCAUUUUGUCAAAUAGACAUUGGGUUGUUUCUGUGUUCUCAUUCUCUAUAAAUUAGCUUUAGGAUAGUGCUAGACAAACGUAUG
Merops nubicus (carmine bee-eater) is the source of this 993-nucleotide messenger RNA. RefSeq names its product probable global transcription activator SNF2L2. Gene Ontology annotation, biological process: chromatin remodeling. Lineage: Eukaryota; Metazoa; Chordata; Aves; Coraciiformes; Meropidae. The record is from RefSeq and is a predicted model, not a curated record. Gene Ontology annotation, cellular component: RSC-type complex. Gene Ontology annotation, molecular function: protein binding. The coding region runs from base 1 to 831 and encodes 276 amino acids. The transcript has 7 exons.